Molecule: messenger RNA, 6387 nt
Organism: Ochotona curzoniae (black-lipped pika)
Lineage: Eukaryota; Metazoa; Chordata; Mammalia; Lagomorpha; Ochotonidae
Gene: FER1L5
Product: fer-1 like family member 5
Exons: 53
Coding region: 74-6223 (2049 amino acids)
Biological process (GO): plasma membrane repair; negative regulation of phagocytosis; macrophage activation involved in immune response
Cellular component (GO): T-tubule; cytoplasmic vesicle; membrane
Molecular function (GO): calcium-dependent phospholipid binding; calcium ion binding
Source: RefSeq, a predicted model, not a curated record
GCCUUGGACCAAGAAGCCUCAAGAAGGAAGCUGUAGCACUGCAGAGGAAAGGAGAAGAGGAAGCGUCUUAGAGAUGCUGCGGCUUAUUGUGGAGUCAGCCAAAAUUGAGCCUCCCUUAACCCCUCCACCCAGACCCUGCAUGACGAUAGCCUUCCGAGAUACCAAGAAGAAAACUCGUGUGGUGGAAGGUAACGAGCCCAUAUGGAAUGAGACCCUCAUUUGGCACCUCCGGAACCGGCCCUUGGAAAAUGACUCCUUCUUGCAAAUUAUCCUUCUGGACAUGGGCUCAAAGAAGAAAGAAAGGUUCAUUGGCCUGGCCACAGUCAUACUGGAUCCUCUGGUGAAACAGCGAACAGAGGUCCUUUACGUGAAGGACCUGACCCUGCUCAACCAUUCCAUGAAGCCCACAAAUUGUACUGUCACCCUACAGGUGGCCCAGAUGACCAGCCAGUAUAUUGAGAAGACAUGGGAUGAGGACCUCCUGGGCAUAACUGCAAGAGAAGUGGCCAGACAGAAGCUGAUGGCUCCCAGUCCUAUCACGCACAGAGUUCAGUGCUCAAAGCCUCAGCACUUUCAGGUUCGAGUGAAGGUGUAUGAAGCCCGACAGCUCAUGGGCAACAACAUCAAUCCUGUGGUGAAAGUGAUCAUUGGAAGUCAGCAGCACAACACACGGAUCAAGAUGGGAAACAACCCUUUCUUCAAUGAGAUCUUCUUCCAGAAUUUCUAUGAGGUUCCUUCAAAGUUCUUUGAUGAGAUGAUCUCAAUCCAGGUGUUGAACUCUUCAGUGAUAAGAUACAAUGCAGAGAUUGGGAGGUUCCAGACAGAUAUUGGGUUUAUUUACCAUUGUCCAGGUCACACACUCCUAAGGAAAUGGCUAGGCCUGUGCCUGCCGAAUAAACCCAUCAGUGGCGUGAGAGGCUACCUGAAAGUCACCAUCUGCGUGCUGGGUGUGGGAGACCAGGCUCUGGUAGAUCAAAAGCUGACGUAUGGGACUGAAAAGGAUAUUCAAAUCAUCAAGUCAACAGGAGUCCCCAUCUACGCAGCCUACUUACAGUUCUUUAUCUACUGCGCGGAGGACCUGCAACUCAAGAAACACCAUUUAAUGAGUCCUGUGUUGGAAGUGGAAAUAAUUGGGGAGAAGCUCCGGACACAAGUACAGAACCACACUGAUAACCCAAUAUGGAACCAGAUUCUGACCUUUCAGAUUCAGCUGCCCUGUCUCUCCAGCUACAUCAAGUUCAGAGUCUUGGAUUGCUCCAGAUAUGAUUGCCAUGAUGAGAUUGGGACUGCGAGCUUGCCCCUCAAUCAGAUCUCCUCCACAGGGGAAGAGAUAGAAGGAAUGUAUUCUGGCUUCCUACCCUGCUUUGGCCCCAGCUUCCUGAUUCUUCAUGGGGGGAAAAAGGCUGCCUUCAGGAACCAGGAAGAAGGGUGUGUACCCGACUCUGUUAAGGAUGGCUUAGAUUAUAGAGGACGAAUCUUCCUGGAGUUAAUAACGAAAAUCAAGUCCCAGCAAGAGUUUUGGAUAAAGGAUAUCUCCCGGGAAGUUGCCAAAAUAGAGAGGCACCAGAACCGCCUAAGAUAUGGGCUGUGCGUCAUCUUCCUGUCCUGUACCAUGAUGCCCAACUUUAAGGACCUGGUCCAGUUCGAAGUCAGCAUCGGCCACUACGGGAGCAAGACGGACAUGAAUUACAAGCCUCUGGUUUCAACCACACAGUACAGCCCUGUGAUAUAUGAUGGGAACAUGUACCAUUAUGUACCAUGGUACAACACCAAGCCUGUGGUGGCCAUCAUCUCCAACUGGGAGGACAUCGGCUUCCGCAUGAACUGCCUCAACCUCCUCCACAUCACUCGGAACCGCCUGAAAGCCAAUCUGGACGCCCUGAAGUCCAUACGGAACCCAGAGGACCCAGCUCUGCUCCAGCAGUGGGGGAAGCUGCUGCGGGAGCUGGUGGAAGACUGCAAGCGUCCUCUGCCUUGCAUGACGGAUGAGCCCAAAGCUAGCAACCUGGACAGGAAGAAGUGGCAGCUCCGCAACCUGCUCCUCCAGGAAGUGGCUGAAAAGGCCAAGGACGCCAAGCCCAGGAACAUGGUGGCCACAGGGGAGGGCUGGCUGCGCCGCCUCAAUGCUGUGCUCCCGGAGCCCCAGAUGAACUUCCCGGAUGUGAUGAUCUGGCUGAUGGCCAAAGAACAGCGAGUGGCCUAUGCUCGGGUACCUGCCCACACCAUCCUUUUCUCCCCGGAGGGGAGGCUGCAGUCCGGCUGCUUCUGUGGGAAGAUCCAGUCACUCCUGCUGCAGUACCCAGAGGGAGAAGGAGAGAAGGACAUGAUCGCAGCCCACCUCCGGGUCUGCAUGUGGUUUGGCAACAUCACCCACAGCCAGCACCUGCAGCUGCCCCGUCAGGGCAACUUGGUGGUUUAUGCGGAGACGUAUGAGAAUCAGGCCAAGCAGAAAGACCAGUGGGGGCCACAGGGGCUGUACCGAUGCCCCAACUUCUCAGAUGUCACAGGGCACAUGGCCCUCCCCAAGACAGAUUUCAAGACACCCACAGGAUGGCACUGGCAGGACAAGUGGACAAUAGAGCCUCAGAGGAGACUCCUCUUGGACACUGACAUCAACAAGAGCCAGGUGCUGGAGCAGGUAUACGAGAACCAGGAUCGUGAUGCAACUGGUGUCUGGGUGCCUGCAGAAAUCCCUAACACGGAUGUGGAUGGACAGCCAGCUGAGGCCCGGGAGAGUAUGAAGUGCCCCCCGGGUUGGCACUUUAAGAAGAAUUGGACUGUAGAGCUGAGCCAUGCCGUGGACAGUGAUGGCUGGGAGUAUGGAGUGGGGAUCCCGCCAUCGGGCAUGCCCCAGGUCUGGAGCUCAGUGGAGAAGACCUACCACUCACGCCGGCGCAGGCGAUGGGUGCGCCUGCGUUACCGGGAUCCGGAGAAGCUGAGUCAAGAGCAGGAAACCCUCUCUUUCCUGCAGCAGGGCCUGGACAAGGAGGAUGAGGGUUGGGAGUAUGGCACCUUUGGCUCCAAGUUCCACCUGGACCCACAGCCCAACAGUCAGUUCCGCCGUCGUUGCUGGCACCGCAAGCUGGUCCCAGACCAGGACAGGGGCAUUGCGUCCAUCUUCCUCCUGGAAGGCUCUUUGGGGAAGGAUCUGAAGAAUAGUUACAAGAAAGAAGAUGAGAAGCUGGGCCGGUGGAGUCAGUUCAGAGACUCAUGGAGGGAGCGCCCCAUGGAGGCCCGGCCUCCCAACAUGCCCUUCAUCUAUUGCCUGAUCAACAAGCCUCACUACUACCAGCUCUUCUGCUACAUCUACCAGGCCCGGAACUUGCUUUCCAACCAGAUCCUGACAUUCCAGGGGCCCUUCAUCCGUGUCAUCUUCUUAAACCACAGCCAGUGCACCCAAGCUGUGCGCAGCUCUGCGUCCCCCAUUUGGGCCCAGACACUCAUCUUCCAGCACUUGCUUCUAUAUGAGAACCCCCAGGACACCAAGGAGAGCCCUCCACUCCUAGUGCUGGAACUGUGGCAGCGCAAUUCCCAGGGCAAGGAGAGCUUGUGGGGACGGAGCAUAUGGCCCCCUGUGGUCUGGCUGGAUCUCCAAGACCGGAUCCUGCCCCCAAUGCGGUGGCACCCACUUGUGAAAGACUUGGGGGAGGAAGAGGGUGAGGUCUUGGCAUCCUGUGAACUGAUCCUGGAGACGGAGAAGCUCAGAGAGACACAGCCACCAAUCCUGAGUGUCCUCUUGAAGAACGGGGUCUACAUGCUGCCCAGGAGCCUCCAGCCCACGCGGAAGAAGAUGGCCAUCGAGAUCCUGGCCUGGGGCCUUCGGAACUUGAAGAAGGUGCACUACCCCCAACUCCUGGUGGAGUGUGGAGAGGAGUCAAUCAAGACGGAACCCAUCAAGGACUUCCAGACCAACCCCAAUUUCCCUGAGCCCAUCCUCUUCCUCCUGGUGCUCAUGCCCACAGAGGAAGCCUAUGCACUGCCCAUCAUGGUCAAGGUGGUAGAUAACCAGGACUAUGGCCAGCGGAGCAUGGUGGGUCAGGCCAACAUCGACUUCCUCCAGCCAUAUUUUUGUGACCCCUGGGCUAUGGACUAUGUACCCCCACGGCUGCCAAUGCUGGUCGAGAAGAAGCAAAAUGCGAUCCUAGGAAAUCUCUACAAGAAGUUCUGGUACAAGUCCAGCAAAGAUGAGGAUGAUUUUGACCAUGAGGUGGAUUGGUGGAGCAAGCUCUUCUGGGCCACACGUGAUGACAAGUCCCUGAAGUAUAAGUACAAAGACUACUUCACCCUAAAGGUGUAUGAUUGUGAGCUGGAGGCGGUUCCAGCCUUCCAAGGCCUGCAGGACUUCUGUCAGACCUUUAAACUCUACCAGGAGCAGCCCAAGGUGGACAGCCCUGUGGUAGGCGAGUUCAAGGGCCUUUUCCGGAUCUACCCCUUUCCUGAGAAUCCAGAGGCUCCCAAGCCCCCGCGCCAGUUCUUGGUUUGGCCCAACAGAGAGGAUUUCCCUCAGCAGUGCCUGGUGCGGGUAUACAUAGUACGAGCCAUCAAUCUGCAGCCCCAGGACUACAAUGGCCUGUGUGAUCCUUAUGUGAUCCUGAAAAUGGGGCAGACAAAGCUUGGCAACCGGGACACGUACCGGCCCAACACCCUGGAUCCCAUCUUUGGCAUGUUGUUUGAGCUCACCUGCAACAUUCCCCUGGAGAAGGAUCUGGAGAUCCAGAUACUUGACUUUGACCUUGUGUCAGCUGAUGACGAGAUUGGAAGUACAGUAAUCGACCUGGAAGACAGACUCUUGUCUGGCUUUCAUGCUAGUUGUGGGCUUGCUAAAACAUACUGCCAAACAGGGCCCUUCAGGUGGCGGGACCAGAUGUCCCCCAGCCACAUGCUAGAGCGCUUUGCCAAGCAGAAGGGCCUGCCACCACCUUUGUACAGCCUGGAAGAAGAUUCUGUCUUAUACAAUGGGGAAAAAUUCAAACUGCAGAGCUUUGAGCCUAAGCCCCCUAAUGUGCCUGGUUUGGGACCCAAGAAAGAACGGCUGGCCCUGUACAUCCUGAACACCCAGGGGCUGGUCCCCGAGCACGUGGAGACCCGCACACUGUACAGUAAUAGCCAGCCAGGCAUUGACCAGGGAAAGCUGCAACUGUGGGUGGACAUCUUUCCCAAGAACCUGGGGCCUCCUGGCCCCCAUGUCAACAUCAGCCCCCGAAAGCCUAAACGGUAUGAGCUGCGCUGUAUCAUCUGGAAAACCGCCGACGUGGACCUGGUGGACGUUUCGCUGACCAGUGAGAAGACGAGUGACAUCUACAUCAAAGGGUGGCUGUUCGGGAUGGAGAAAGACACGCAAAAGACAGAUAUCCACUACCACUCCUUAAAUGGCGAGGGCACCUUCAACUGGCGGUUCAUCUUCUCCAUGGACUAUCUGGCAGCAGAGUGUAUGUGCGUCCAGAGCCAGAAGGAUUACAUAUGGAGCCUGGACCCCACAUCAACGAAGUUCCCAGCCCGGCUCAUCAUCCAGGUCUGGGACAAUGAUACCUUCACCAGUGAUGACUUCCUAGGGGUCCUAGAGCUAGAUCUCUCCGACAUGCCCUACCCGGCCCAAAGCGCCAAGCAGUGCUCCCUCAGGAUGAUGGAACAGGACCCCAAGUGGCCCCAAUUUCUUCAACACAAGCACUUCUCUCUCUUUAAGAAGACGACUGUAACUGGCUGGUGGCCUUGCCAGGUCCUUGAUGGUGACAAGUGGCGCCAGUCGGGCAAAGUGAAGAUGACGCUGGAAAUUCUGUCACAGAAGGAAGCCUUAAUCAAGCCAGCAGGCCGAGGCCAGUCGGAACCUAAUCAGUAUCCCACACUCCACCCUCCACUACGCCCGGAUGCCUCUUUUUCAUGGUUGCGAUCCCCAAUUCAGAACUUCUGCCUUGUUUUCUGGAAACGCUACCGCUACAAGAUCAUAGCCUUGUCAAUCCUAGUGAGCAUAGCGCUGAUGCUCUUCCACUUUAUCUAUUCAACCCCGAACUACUUAGCCAUGAACUGGAUCAAACCUGAGAUGCGGCUAAAUCCUCCCAUUAAAAUAGUCAAUAUCAUUGGUUCAUCCAACACCAGCAACGAUAGCUCUUCCAUCCUCAUCACCGAGAAGCCAAGCCCAGAGACUACCCCAGAGCAGCAAUGGGAACUCGUCAAGGAACCCAAGAAUCAGAUGUAUGACAUUUUCCCAGAACUGCCAACUCCAUGAAGCUCAUUGACUCAUUUACCUGCCUUUCCUCCUGCUUACUAACAGCCCUAAUCCCUCCUCAAACCACCCCCCAACCCUGAAUUCUUACCAGCUCCCUGUUUCUAUUGUCUAGGGCAUAAUUCAAGGAGCUAGGGAUAUUCUAACUAUUGUGUUCAGAAACCACU